Temnothorax curvispinosus is the source of this 677-nucleotide messenger RNA. Its product is annotated as juvenile hormone esterase-like. Lineage: Eukaryota; Metazoa; Arthropoda; Insecta; Hymenoptera; Formicidae. The transcript has 3 exons. The annotation marks the transcript as partial. The record is from RefSeq and is a predicted model, not a curated record.
UUCUAAAUGUCUUUAAAAUUAUUUCAGACAUAAGCAAAGAAGAUUUUAAAACAAUUAAUUCCGAUUUCAAGAGCACCUUAUCGCCCGGAUGUUUAUCAAAAAUAUCAAAAAUGUCAAUCACAGUCGAGGAAUUGCGAUCUUUAUAUUUCGGUGAUAAAGCACUGUCAGAAGAAACUCUAAUGAAUUACGUUGAUUUUCUCAGUGACGUAUUCUUCUGUCGCAGUAUAAUGGAAGUAGUGGAUAUUCAGACAAAAUUGAAUAAUAAUAAUAAAGCGACGUAUCUGUAUCAAUUUUCAUACGAGAGUGAAACUUCUCCCAUGAGAAAAAUAUUUGAUAUUCGGAUUCCAGGUGUGUCUCAUUCGGAGGAUCUGGGGUAUUUGUUUUAUUCUAGUAUAAUGAAAAAUUUCGGCUUGUCACCACUUGCAGUUGAUUCAGAAGACUAUAAGAUGAUGAAUGGUUUAACGCAAAUGUGGACAGAUUUUGCUAAAACAGGGAACCCAACGCCUAUUACAAAUUUCUGGUUGCCGGUGACCGGUUCACAAAGCGGAAAAUACAAUUACCUGAAUAUCGAUACAAAUUCGCAAAUGAAAGUCUUUUCUAAAGGAGAAGAAAGAUGGGAUUGGGAAGAGAAGAAGAAUAAGUUAUAGCGCUAAAAUUUUAUCUACGUUAACAUUUUU